AUGCAUAUUAUAUUUCGCCUUCUCUUACUUGUGGCACUCUUUACGACGCUUAGCUAUAGUCAAGGCGCUCGUGGUGGAACUCGAACUGGUGGAAUUCAAAUUCGUGGAACUCGGAGUAUAAGUAAAUCUUUCAUCCACAUAGGAAUAGUUUCAAUAAAGUAUAUGGAUGAAUUCUAGGUAGAACAGUCAACGGAAGUUGUGUAGGAUCGAAUUGUCAGUCAACGGGAAUUAUUGUUGGCAGUACAAUCUGUAGUAUUUUUGCCUUUAUUGCGAUUAUUUUCUUCUCUGUUCACUGUUACCGUCGAUAUCGACGUCGACAGUUACAGUCAAAUGCUAAAAUCAGCUAUCAAAGCGACCAUAGAAGCGAUAGAACAAUCCAUUCGAUGAAUGAACUAGCAUAUUUCAAAAGUGGAUAUUGGACGAGUCGAUAUUAUCAAUAUGGUCGUUGGCAUGGGCCUCAUAAAAUGUCACUCAUGUUUGAUCAGUAUACAAGUAGAGUGACUGGACAUGGAAAUGAUGACGUCGGUCCGUUCACUAUUAGUGGAACAUUUUCUGUAGAAAAGCAGCAGAUAGUGUUGAACAAAAGUUAUCAACCAGAUGCUGGUGAUCUUAAAGAAAACUUUGGACAUACAGUAACUAUAAAAUUGACUUGGAACCAAAAUAAUGCACAAUUCGAAGGCAAAUGGCGUGUGGAAACUAAUAGCUACCGCGCUAAAGAUAAAUUCGAACUAAAGCUUGGAGAGUCUUCGUGAAGAAACCUUUAAAAAAGCGGACAAAGUGAAACAUUUGCUUUAACACAUUCAACGCGAUGGAUCCCACGGGCGGAACCCACUAUAUUUUACGAAGAAAAUGAUUAGAAAAACAUUUUCUUUUGAUUUUUUUUCUUUAGUCACAAGAUUAUGUAGGUGUGGGGUGUGGGUGUGGGUAUUACUCAUCACUUCAAUAAUCAAACCCACACCCACACACCUACACCCACACCCACAAGCACACCACCACAUCCACACCCACACCACACACCCACACCCACACCCACACACCCACACCCC
Molecule: messenger RNA, 1046 nt
Organism: Rotaria sp. Silwood1
Lineage: Eukaryota; Metazoa; Rotifera; Eurotatoria; Philodinida; Philodinidae
Source: the annotation of a GenBank genome assembly